Molecule: messenger RNA, 3919 nt
Organism: Grus americana (Whooping crane)
Lineage: Eukaryota; Metazoa; Chordata; Aves; Gruiformes; Gruidae
Gene: DAO
Product: D-amino acid oxidase
Exons: 11
Coding region: 197-1240 (347 amino acids)
Molecular function (GO): FAD binding; D-amino-acid oxidase activity
Source: RefSeq, a predicted model, not a curated record
CCCGCGGCGCGGGGGACUCCACCUCCCCGGGUCCGGAGGACAGACUUUGGCCCCGUUGCCUGGGCUCCCACUGCCCUCGGCGCUUAGACCUUGCACCGCGGGUGGUUUGCUGGGCUGUAAACAAGCCGCUCCGAGAAGUCUCUGAAAACCACGGCAUCUGCCCCGAGGACCACGCACUCUGCAGAGAGCCGGAGCCAUGCGCGUGGCCAUCAUCGGGGCCGGGGUGAUCGGCCUCUCCACCGCCCUGUGCAUCCACGAGCAGUACCACAGCCUGGUGCCCUCCCUGGAGAUGGAGGUCUACGCAGACCGCUACACGCCCCGCACCACCAGCGACGGGGCAGCCGGCUUGUGGCAGCCCUACCUGAGCGACCACGGCAACCUGCAGGAGACGCUCUGGAAUAAAGAGACGUUUGAUUAUCUGCUCGGACACCUGGGCUCACCGGCAGCGAAGGAAAUGGGACUGUUCCUCAUUUCUGGCUACAACCUGUUUACGCAGCCGGUGCCGGACCCGUCCUGGAGGAACAUUGUCCUGGGAUUCAGGAACCUGACGCCAAAAGAGCUUGAGCUCUUCCCCGGUUACAGCUACGGCUGGUUCAACACGGCGCUGAUGCUGGAGUGCAGGAGCUAUCUGCCGUGGCUCACCAACAGGUUAACGCAGAGGGGAGUGAAGUUUUUCCAUAAGAAGGUUGAAUCUUUCCAGGAGAUGUUUGCCCAGGGCGCGGAUGUUGUAAUAAACUGCACUGGGGUGCGCGCGGGGGAGCUGCAGCCCGACCCGGAGCUACAGCCCGGCCGUGGACAGGUCAUAAAGGUCCUGGCCCCAUGGGUGAAGCAUUUCAUCAUCACUCACGACAUCGAGUCUGGUAUCUACAACUCGCCGUACGUCAUACCGGGGAGUGAGUUCACGGUCUUGGGAGGAAUCUAUCAGCAUGGCAACUGGAACGAGGAAAACAGCGCCCAGGAUCACAAAACCAUCUGGGAGAACUGCUGCAGGCUGCUCCCCGCUCUGCAGAAUGCGAAGAUCGUGGAGGAGUGGAGCGGCUUGAGACCAGCGCGCCCCUGGGUUCGCCUGGAGCGGGAGACCGUCCGCCACGGGCAGUUCCAGGCAGAGGUGAUACACAACUACGGCCACGGCGGGUUCGGGAUCACCAUCCACUGGGGCUGUGCCAUGGCAGCAGCCAGGCUCUUCGGGAGCAUCCUCCAGGAGAAGAAGCUGGCCAGCCUGCCGCAGCCCCGCCUGUGAGUUGCCCGCUCACCCAGGAUUAUCGUGACAGCAGUAGCUUAGAAAUCACAGCAGAACGAUGCGAAUAACACAGUGCUACACGUGGGCCGUUCAAUCCUCCCGCCAGCUCUGACGCCGGUUCCUAGCGUCUCGUUUUCAGGUCGCUGCCAGUUCUGCCGCUGCCAUUUGCCAGACGGCUGAGUUCCCUCCGCCCCGGCCUUGCACAACCUGCCCCCAGCGCGUGCUUUCAAAUAUGGACUAAUUGUCUGUGGCAAAGCACGCUUCUGUCCCAGGGAUCAGUCUGCGAAGGGCAGGCGAGGCUCAGCUGAAACCUUGACAGUCCUGCAGUUUGUCUGCGUGAUGGGACAGGAUCUGAAACGGAGCCGGUGCCACCUGAGGUCUUCACCGACUGCUCCGACACCCAGCACAUAAUUAGAUUUGCAAGCUUCCCCCAGGAGGCAAAAGCUCCUUAGUAGGAAGAAGCUCUGAAGCUCCCAGGGAAGUAACGACGGCUCUAAAAGCACGUGCUUCGGUUACAAUAGCUUUUCUUACGUUUGUGCCAGGACAAAGCAUGGGUCUCCAGCACCUGGUUAGUGUAUCUGGCAAUAGACAGCAGCAGUUGCCUAAAAUGGGCUUUCCAAAUGAUGUUUUUAGCAACAAAAGCAACAUGUUCCAGCCCUGUGUACUUGCCAGACUCUAUAUAUAGCAGGGAGCAUACGCAAAAUAGCUGUUCUCGUCCCUAAAACUCCCACGGGCCCUUCGGUUUCUCAUUUCCUCCAGCCGUGUGCAGCAGCUGGGAGAGAGGAGCUGGCUCGGGGCGGGCUGUGCCUCCCGAAGGAGCUCCCAGGAGGGUGUGACUUUUCGGGGGUGUUCAGUGCCGCGGCCGGGGACCCAAGGCACUCUUCUGAAGAUACAGUUUGGCCGUUUUUUCCACGCCGUGUGGCUUUCCUGCUCUAAAAGCCAUCACAGACAAGGUACUUGAGAAACAUUAGCCUCAAAUCCGAAGGCCGGCGGUUGUCCCGAGCCCAGCGCACAGUGCCUGGCUCGCUCCCCUCCCCAGAUAAACCAACUGUUUCUUACUCAUCUGUGAUGCAGCUUCUCUGACUUCAUGUGCCAGAAAUACCUCAUCAACCCGGUUUGUGCUGCACCAGGCAGCUGCACCUAGUGACCGAGAGACGCUGCAGUGAAGCUGGGUGCGUUUUACCUCCUGGGUGCCUGGAUUUAAAGCAGUCCCAUGAAAAGUGCACGUUUCUUGGCCGCAGCCUCGCACCAGAUUUGCUCCCCGUCAAAGGACCCGUCUCCUGACACGCUGCUUCCAUUUCACCAAGGAAAAGAGAAAUUUGUGAAGGUUUUGCGGGCAGCGAUGGGCGCUCGGUGCUGCUGGAGAUGGUCCAUGCACACGAGGUCUGCUGCCCUGUGGGCGCAGGUGAGACUGGUCUCAUUUUCAGCAGCGCUAUGGAGGUGACCGUGCCAGCACCGCCAUGGCCCUGGGAGACCUUCCAGCAACCUCCUUUUCCACUGAACACUGUGUGGCCGCUGUGCACCUCUCCAGCUUACACGCCCCGGGCAGUCAGAAAGCUCUGACGAGCUUUGCUGAGUGCGUCUGCUAAUUGUCUGCCCUUUUACAAAGCAGCAAUGGUUACUCUCACUGUUAAGGGCCAGAAUUUCUCAGCAGCUCCUGGCCCAUCUCCUUCCCUUUUGUAAAGGUGCGGGACGGAUGCGUUUGCCUCUGCUAUGACACCCGCAGCGCUGGCAAAGUGACAUCGCAGGGGAAUUCUCGAGUCCAAGGCAAGAACUCGCUGUCGAAGGCACCAACAAGAGCAGGCGCUGAAGUUCCUCUGACUGCGAUUUUGCCCUAACACUGGUGUUCCUCGCAUCCUUGCGAAGUAUAAACCACCUUGGGAUAGCGGCGGUCAUUUGUGCUUUCUGGUUGUCCUCGACUGCGGAACAGUCGCUUAGGCAAGCGCUGUCCUGCUGCCACCGCGGCAGAGCUGACAGGAAACUCCGUUCGCUGCUGCGGAGCUGCAGCACAGGCACGGCAGUGUCCGUCCUCGAAGGGAGCGAGCGUGGGCGUGCGAUAAAGAGCCCGCUGUGGUCUGGUAGCCAGGGCACCGCUGCAGUCUGCUUAAAAAAACAAAGGGAGGCACAGGAAAAUUAGGAGCCACUGUCACGUCCAGUCCGUCUGUCAAAAGGGUUUCCCGCUUCACCUGGCAGCUCACCUGAUACGUUGCAGUCCAAAGGGGUAUAAUCAAGAAAAUGAUAGAAAAAAGAAAACAGUGGCUGGAAAAAAUUUACCAUUGAUAAAUGCUAAACCUACCGGUCUGUGAUACUGCUUCAGCAGAAGCCAUUCAGUGAAAUAGCAUCCACACGAUUUCACUUAUUCCAAAAAUGAGAUAUUAAGGACCAUGCUCUCCUCCCAUCUGCACGGCUCUAAAUCCAACCGCACUUACCCGAUCUCAGAAGAGCUACGCUGGAUUAGCAGGGGUGUAGCAAAUCACUGUGUGGCUUGCUAUAAGCAGUUGAUUCUUCUGUUCUUCUGAUCUUAGAGCACACGGGAGUAGCUGUCCCGUGAUCUUACACGGCCUCUCAGAAAACAAACAGAAACCAUGAGAAGUGCAAUUUUAUUUGCUAUUUAAUUUUGCUUAUUUUCUAAAAGGCCACGAUUUAAUAUGUGAGCACAAUAAAGGUAAUAUUCAAGUA